Phytophthora sojae is the source of this 393-nucleotide messenger RNA. RefSeq lists its product as hypothetical. The record is from RefSeq and is a predicted model, not a curated record. Lineage: Eukaryota; Oomycota; Peronosporomycetes; Peronosporales; Peronosporaceae. The annotation marks the transcript as partial. The transcript has a single exon.
UCUAAUGCUACGCCCCUGCAAUUUCAGAUCGAAGUACAUAAUGGUACUAAAAGUACGUCUACGAACUCUACAUGGAUUGGAAAUUUAUCUGCAAAUGAUCUACGGUUUGGCACCAAUAACACAACAUAUAUGACUUUGCUUUCCAAUGGCCGACUUGGAGUAGAGACUACCUCGCCUGGCGGGUAUAUGGAAGUAAAUGGUUCUGUUUCACAAACGAUUGAUGCUGCUGGUCUAGGAUAUGGCGCUCUGACCAAAUCACAAACAACAUUUACUAUCGGUCCACUGGCUAGCAUAGUUGUAAGCAUCAAAUCUGCUAACUCGAUGCUAGUAUCUGCCGGGAGCUACAUCACUACGUCAGAUCGGCGUUUGAAGACCAAUAGUCGAUACCGCUGA